UCUUAUUCGGGCGGUGGCUGGUUGGCCUGGUUUUUAACUGAACUUGGUUCAGAGGGCGUGUGACCCGAUGCGAGUGCCCCCACCCCCCCCCCCCCCUCUCCUCCUCCUCCUCCUUUCAUGACUACUUUUCCUUCGCUUCUGUAACUCCCUUCUGUCUCUCCCCUUCUUCUUCGAAAAAGAUGCUCCCUAUCCCGUAAAUUUCCUACCAGAUUAAAACUCAGGCGGCCAUCGAACUCUCGUUCGGUCGAUAAUCAGGCGAACGCAGGACGAGUAUUUUAAUAGCAACAAAGAUUUGAGUUAGAAUCGUGAUAUAAUCCAGCGACAGCCAGACAGUGGAUUCCUGUAAACAGCCUAAACACAUUAAUGGAGAAACGAGUUGAUUCUAGCUUAUUCGUUAAUGAUGGUUCAUUCAUGGAGAGAUUCAAACAACUUCAACAAGAGAAGGAGAAGGAGAACGAGAAUGGCAGCACCUUAGGGGGGCCUAAAGCAAGCAUGACUGUGUCAAGGACAUCAUCUCAUAGUCCUGUCAUUAGUAAAACCAUCACUGAAUCUAAGGCUAAUGAUAAACGGAAGCCCACAUUGGCUGCUUCGAGUGGCAAACUUGCAUUCAGCUUGAAACAGAAGUCAAAGCUUGUAGCACCUGCUGUUAAGUUAGGCGAAGAUGAGGAUGAAGAUGACCCAGAGGCUGGAAAUAUAUCAGGUGAUGGACCAACAAAAAAACAGAAAUUGGGUCAACCAGAUGCUUCUGAGCAAUCGUCAAGACAAGUGGAUGUUGCACCUCCUUCACCAAGUGAUCCUGCAGUGAAGAAAGUUGCAGACAAACUAGCAAGUUUUGUGGCAAAAAAUGGAAGACAAUUUGAGCACAUCACACGUCAAAGAAAUCCUGGAGAUACUCCAUUUAAAUUUCUAUUUGAUGAAGGCUGUGCAGAUUACAAAUACUAUGAAUAUCGGCUGAUUGAGGAGGAAAAGUUUCUCUCACAAGCUGGAGAAUCACAAGCAUCACAUAAUGAUUCACACCUGAAAACAGAAGUAGGAAUUGCUUCUGGUGGCACAAACACUUCAGCUAUUAAAUUCAAUGGUGGUUCUUCAAGGUCAAGUCAGAACAAUUCAAAUUAUCAAAUUCCUGCCUCGGCUUUAUAUGAAAGCGUUGAGGACACAAGGGCUUCUGCAACUUCAGCUCAUGCUGCAUCGUCUGGAGGAACUGGUUAUGGUGAAUCUAGUGCGCCAUCAAGUUCAGACCCUAUAGCAAUGAUGGAAUUUUAUAUGAAGAAAGCUGCACAAGAAGAGCGGAACAGGCAGCCCAAACAAUCAAAAGAUGAAAUGCCUCCACCUGCUUCUCUUCAAGCUCCUGCGAAAAAAGGUCAUCACAUGGGUGAUUACAUCCCACCGGAAGAGCUUGAGAAGUUCUUGGCAACCUGUAAUGAUGCGUCUGCACAGAAAGUUGCAAGUCAUGCUGCAGAAAAGUCAAAAAUCCAAGCUGACAAUGUUGGACAUAAACUCUUGUCAAAAAUGGGCUGGAAAGAAGGUGAGGGUUUAGGGAGCUCCAGAAGUGGUAUUUCGAAUCCAAUAAGUGCAGGGAAUGUGAAAAAGAACCACUUGGGAGUUGGUGCUCAUGAACCUGGCGAGGUGACUUCAGAGGAUGAUAUUUACGAGCAGUAUAAGAAGCGGAUGAUGCUUGGUUAUCGUUACAGACCCAACCCUCUGAACAAUCCUCGAAAAGCAUAUUACUAAGGGAUUUACUUGUGUGAACAUUUUCAAAACUGCUUUCUAGUUGUUCUAUGGUAGUUUUUAUCUGAGACGAUGAUAUUGGGAUGGUGUCUUUGUGACACAGAACAGACCAUAAUAAUGGAGUUUCGCUUUGAGAAAUUUGGUGUCUAUUGCUUAUUUAUAUUGUUUCGUUUUAUUAAUUAAUGAUAUGGUAAUUGUUCAUUUCAA
Malania oleifera is the source of this 1935-nucleotide messenger RNA. Its product is annotated as SURP and G-patch domain-containing protein 1-like protein. Gene Ontology annotation, molecular function: RNA binding. Lineage: Eukaryota; Viridiplantae; Streptophyta; Magnoliopsida; Santalales; Ximeniaceae. The record is from RefSeq and is a predicted model, not a curated record. Bases 364 to 1731 code for a protein of 455 amino acids. Gene Ontology annotation, cellular component: nucleoplasm. The transcript is spliced from 9 exons. Gene Ontology annotation, biological process: RNA processing.